Balaenoptera acutorostrata (minke whale) is the source of this 768-nucleotide messenger RNA. Its product is annotated as carcinoembryonic antigen-related cell adhesion molecule 1. The record is from RefSeq and is a predicted model, not a curated record. NCBI's taxonomy places the organism in Eukaryota, Metazoa, Chordata, Mammalia, Artiodactyla, Balaenopteridae.
AUGGGUCACACACCCACAGCGUUAGACAACCAGUUCUUCAUGUACUACAACCCAGUGGCACAGCCCUCCAUCGAAGCCAGCAACACCACAGUCACAGAACAUGAGAAUACCGUGGUCCUGACCUGCCGCACAAAUGACACUGGGAUCUCCAUAUGCUGGUUCUUCAAUGGCCAGAGGCUACUGCUCACAGAGAGGAUGAAGCUGUCCCCAGACAACAGCACCCUCACCAUCAACCCCGUCAGGAGGGAGGAUGCCGGGGAUUAUCAGUGUGAGGUCUCCAACCCGGGCAAUUCCAGGAAAAGUGACCCCCUCAGGCUGGAUGUGAAAUAUGAUUCAACACAAGGAAGUUCUUCUGGCUUCUCAGGUGGUGCUAUUGCCGGCAUCGUGAUUGCAGUCCUGGCUGGGGUAGCUCUGAUAGCACCCCUGGUGUAUUUCCUGUAUGUGAGAUAGACUGCAGGGGCAAGUGACCAGCAAGACCUCUCGGAGCACAAAUCCUCAGACCACAACCAGAGUCAGGGCUACUCUGACAAUUCACCCAACAAGCCAAUCGACGAAGGUGCAUAUUCUGCCCUGAACUUCAGUGCCCAGGAAUCAAAGAAACCAACUUCAGCCUCAUCCCCAACAGCCACAGAAGUGGUUUAUUGAGAAGUUUUAAGAAAAAAAAAAAGAAGAAGUGGUGGCUUCUUCAUCUACAUCUCUAGCCGGUUCUACUUCCCAGAACUCAUGACACUCACAUCCAAAUACCUUCUGAAAUUGCUCCCCAUCUGA